UUGAUAUCUUAUUAUAUCUGUAUCUGUAUAUCUAACAAAAAUCCCAUUUCACACCCGAAAUCGAUCAACCAACAAUCAAUGGCACGUCUUCUCACACAAACCCUAAUCCGAUCACAAUCAAUCAAUCAAACCCACCAUCGAUUCUUCUCAAGCCAAACACCAAAAACCCAACUCAUAGAAAUCGAUCUUGACUCAUCAUCAUCAUCUUCAUCGUCCGACACAGAAGUCGAGGUUUUAGGAAUCCGAAAACUAGAAGAUGCAAUUCAUAGUCUAAUUGUCAAACAAUCAAAACCAGAUUGGAUUCCUUUUGUUCCUGGCUCAUCUUACUGGGUCCCACCCAGAAUCCAACACAAGAAGAUUUCUGCUAUAAAUGAUGUUUUUAAUGAUGAUGAUAAUGUUUUUGUUGGUGGGUCUGCGGCAGGAAUUGUUGGUUUGCUUGCAAGAUUUAAUGAAAAUAAAAAACAGCAGAUGAUCCUCAAUGAUGAUGAAUUCAGGCUUGUCUUGAAUAAAGGCUGGCCUUCUUAUUCUUACUUUGUUCAAGGCACAUCAACAGUGCAAUCCCCUCAUGUAGAGAUGGAAGCAGAGGUGGUUCAAAGCAAAGAGGAGAAUGUCCCUGAUACCAAGAAUGAGGAAGGAUGAACAUGCAUUAACCAGAAGUCCUGAUCUUUCAAGCUGGCUUCCUGUUGUAGAUAUUUAUAGCCUAAAAUGCCAAGCUGUGGGUCGAAGAAGGGGAAGCAAAACUUGUUUGUACAGUUAAGCCUUACGUGGUGUGGAUUGCACGGAGGCUGAGGUAGAUCGCUCUAGUUCCUUCUCAACUUAAUUCAAGGCCCAAGGAUCAGCCGGUUCUUGCUUUUUCUCUGUUCUUAUAACAUUAUCAUAAGCUGCAAGCUUUAGUUGGUUUCUUCUGUUAUGACCUUCCUAAUAAUAAAAAAAAUAUAUCAUAUUUGUAUGCGUACGAUACCCGCAGUAUCCAUUUCUUAAACUAUAUGUUGUGACCGUUGCAUGGUUCAAA
Messenger RNA from Erigeron canadensis, 1012 nucleotides. RefSeq lists its product as uncharacterized. NCBI's taxonomy places the organism in Eukaryota, Viridiplantae, Streptophyta, Magnoliopsida, Asterales, Asteraceae. The record is from RefSeq and is a predicted model, not a curated record. Bases 79 to 639 code for a protein of 186 amino acids. The transcript has 3 exons.